Messenger RNA from Amorphotheca resinae ATCC 22711, 2868 nucleotides. RefSeq lists its product as hypothetical. The record is from RefSeq and is a predicted model, not a curated record. The transcript has 2 exons. Bases 127 to 2727 code for a protein of 866 amino acids. Gene Ontology annotation, biological process: Golgi to plasma membrane transport; exocytosis. Lineage: Eukaryota; Fungi; Ascomycota; Leotiomycetes; Helotiales; Amorphothecaceae. Gene Ontology annotation, cellular component: exocyst; cytoplasm.
GCCAUGAGCGACCCGCAUACCUCAUCAAGCUGACAGAUUACUCCCACGCGAGCAGAUCAACGCGAAUUCGAAAUAUCGCGGGUUUCGAUGUAGCACAGGGUCCUUGAGGGCUCCUCAGAGUUAUCAAUGGCUUCUCUCGAUGGCAACUCCAUCCACAGCGGUACUACGAGGGCGUUAUUCCCAAGGGGCCCUGGCUUUACUUUGGAGAACUUCUCAAAUAAGGACUUCAUUGUGAGGGACUUCAUCGAGGAAUUGUCUGAAAGCGCGGUUCCUUCACACAGACGUUCUGGGCCCGCGAAUCAGGCAUUUGAUCCCAAGCCGCUGAUCAGAACGUUUGAAAAUGUUCUAGCCCAACUCGCAACGUUAUCGGAAGAGCUCGGCGAACAGGAGACAGAGCUCCUCACGUCCGUACGGCGCGCCGAGAUCCAACACGAUCAAACGCUGGGCGAGCUGGGGAGGAAGCUGGAUCAAUCAAUAGACUCGUUUGAGAGUCUCGACGUGUCCCUGAACAACCCAACCCAGAAUGGCGUGAAUGGAAACGACCGAAGCGGCCGGCACGAUGGAGGGGGGAAUAUUGCGGUACAGAUCGGAGAGAGGCUGGAGGAGUUGGAUAAGCAAAGGAGGCGAGCGCUGGACGCCAGUUUCUUGAUACAAUGCUGGACCGAAGUCAGCGAGGCUGGCCAGCUCACGUCUUUGGAAGAGAUGAUACGGCGGCGGGGCGGUGGCAAAGACAUGGUGCGAUGCGCCAUAAUUGCAAGACAGCUUAUGAGAAUGAGCCAGCGACUCGACCCGUCAUCCUGGGCCCAAACAAAUGGCGCGAAGAAAACCAACGGCACUUUGAACGGCGUGACAGGAAAUCGGGGUCACAAUACGAGGGAGAUUAUAGAGAAGUUCUCGGAGACUUUAGAAAAGGACUUGCUCAAGCAGUUCGAUGACAGUUAUCGAAGACAAAACUUUGAUGACAUGUUAGAAUGUGCCAAGGUGUUGCACGAUUUCAACGGCGGAGCGAGUGUCGUGGCUUUAUUCGUCAACCAACAUCAGUUCUUCAUUGAUCGAAGUCAGUUGAUCACCGACGAAGUUACCACAGACAAUGAAACCUGGGAGCGAUUAGCAGAUCCCGAUUCGGAACCGCCAGGAGUUGAGCCAAGUCUUCAGUCACUGAUAGAUGAGAUCAAAGUCGUGAUGCAAGAUGAGUCCUUCAUUAUAAAACGGGCUUUCCCAUACUACGAGGUUGUUUUGACUAAAUUCAUUCAAAGAAUAUUCCAGCAAUCUAUACAGCAACGGUUGGAGAUGGUUUUGGAGAAGGCAGACAGUAUCUCCUCCCUGGCAUUUUUACGGUCAUUGCACGCCUCGAGAAGCUAUAUCAACAAUUUAAUUGAAGAUCUGAAGGCACAUGGCUUGACAGAACACCCAGAAGCUUGUUCUGCUCAAACAGCUUUAAGUCUUGAUCACCAGUUAGACGAGUUGUUCGUUCCGUAUCUUGUUGGUAACUCAUAUAUCGACAGGGAGCGGAAAAGUUUGGAGGAACUGUAUUCUUCGCUGCUUUUCAAAUUCACGAUAUAUCAUUCACGACGGAAGAGGGCACCUACUGGAUUUAUGGCCUCUCUUGCUCAACAAGGCACGCACCUCCUGUCGUCCGCCAAGGAUACCUACAUAGACCGGCUGGAUUCUUCCGAACUAACCCCAACUCAAAAAGCCAUGAUGUUGAGAGUUGCUGGUGUGCGAGAUUCGGAUAAGAACAAGAACGAGAUCGAAGUUGUGGACGAGGAUGGUGUCCUGAGUAUAGAAAAUGCCAAGCGUAUGCUCAAAUGGCUGGCUGAAGGUGUCCGAAGAGCCCUAGAGCUAGAUGGUAGCACUGAUACCGCCAAGGAUGUCCAGGCUCUUCUCAACCUCCUCCUGGUUAGCAUGGGCCAGGUAUAUAUCGAGACAGCCCUCGACGCCACAGCCGAUCAAGCAGCUGCGCAAGAAACAGCAAGAACAGAGCCAGACCUCGCAUACCUCCCAUCCUUACGGACAGCCAUCACUAUAACAAAUAUUAUGUCCCACUUCAUCACAACUGUACUUUUCCGCCUUGCGGAAUCAAAUACAACAGUAAAACGAGCAAUGGAAACACAAACGAAGUCGGCUAUUGAAAGAAUCGAGUCGAAGACCAGCACCGUCAUGCGAAGCACUAUCGCUGUAGCCCAAAACUGGAUAACAAAAUUACUAGCAGGCCAGAAGAAGCUGGAUUUCCGGCCAAAGGAUAGUGAUCUGGAUGGUGGACGUUCAGGAUCAGGAUACUUCGAAGCCUUGGCAACACCAACGUGUCUUUCUAUCUGCACCUUUCUGAGUCGAAUUGCGGCACUCUCUGCUAUGGCUAUUGACGGCCAAAAUCUCGAAGUCUUUAGCUGCGAGCUCGCUCUCAGCGUCAGAGAUCUAUUGUUUGAGCAUUUCAAGAAAUUCCAGGUCAAUGCCACGGGUGGCUUGAUGGUCACCAAGGACAUGUCCAGGUAUGUGUCGACACUGAAAGAGUUACCAUUGUCGAAGGAGGUUGAAGGGAGUGUGGAAGUCUUGAGCGAGAUUGGGAAUUUGUUCAUAAUUGGGCCGGAGGCUCUUCGUGAAAGGUCAAGGAACUUUCAACCGGGUGUUGUUGCCAAGAAACUCCAGAAGGCCGAUUUCAGAGCCUUCAUCACGAGGAGGGAUGAUGCCGGAAGUGCUGGGAUUCAAAGUGUACUUGCAGGGUUAUGAUACCAUUUUGUGGACUGGCUGUAUGAAGGCGUGCGGAUAGGCGGACAGGCUUACUACUCAUUAUUCAAGGGGUGGCAAAUAAUCCAAAUAAAUAUCAAUGUAGAAAGUACUCUUCGGAUAUAUGAAUAUGAAAUCAGACCU